UCGGCAAAGCAAAAAUGUCUGCCUAAGGGAAACUCGUAACUGAUAUAUAUAGAGGAUAUUUUCCACACCUUAUUGCUGUUUUAAAGCCACGUUUUCGCAGUUUGGAGGCGUGUUGCCACAAAGCGACUCUCCACCAGAGCACCCUAGUCGGGAUUUUAAUCGGAAAACAGGUUUCUAGAUCGCCAGGAUGAAUCCUCAGCAGCGGAUUGCCGCUCUCGGAACAGACAAGGAAUUAAGUGACCUGCUUGAUUUUAGUGCGAUGUUUUCUCCACCUGUAGGCGGAGGGAAAAAUAGGCCUACCACACUGGGAAGCAGUCAGUUCAGUGCUUCAGGUAUGGAUGAGCGGACCAACCAAGCGUCUUGGGCCCCAGGUGGCGAGUCCAGUCCUUCCUACGAGUCCUCCCGGGGUUUCGCAGACAGCCCUCAUUACAGCGAUCAUUUGAGUGACAGUCGAUUAGUGUCCCAUGAAGGAUUGUCUCCAACACCUUUUAUGAACUCAAACAUAAUGGGUAAAUCGGAGCGAGCUUCGUUUCUUGGCUAUGGGAGGGACCCUGGAGCAUCUGGCUGCCAGGUGAGUUUCUCAUCAGAUUGACACUUGAAAACAAGCCAGGCGUUA
Molecule: messenger RNA, 616 nt
Organism: Stegastes partitus (bicolor damselfish)
Lineage: Eukaryota; Metazoa; Chordata; Actinopteri; Pomacentridae
Product: transcription factor 12-like
Exons: 6
Coding region: 188-592 (134 amino acids)
Biological process (GO): regulation of transcription by RNA polymerase II
Cellular component (GO): chromatin; transcription regulator complex
Molecular function (GO): RNA polymerase II cis-regulatory region sequence-specific DNA binding; DNA-binding transcription factor activity, RNA polymerase II-specific
Source: RefSeq, a predicted model, not a curated record